ACACACACACACACACAGUCUGUGUGAUAAAUAAUUGCAUGCCAUGGUAGGCUACUGUCCAAUCUGUGGAAAGCCUGUCUACUUUGGUGAGAAGAAGAGGUCCUUAGGCAGGGACUACCAUCCUCUCUGUCUGAAGUGUCAGAAGUGCAACAGACAGCUCACGGCUGGACAACAUGCUGAGUAUGAUGAGAAGCCAUAUUGUUCACACUGCUAUAUAAAGAUGUUUGGGCCGAGAGGUAACAGGUGACAUGUCGCCAUGGUGCAGCAUCAUCAUCCUCACCACAGAAACCUGACGCAGCAGGAAUGGAAAAAGAAGAAGCAAUUUCAAAGUCAAUUAUAUUAAUUAAUGAAAAUGGACUGAAAUCUGAUUUYGAGAAAACUUUAGCUUCAUUUAAAUCAUUUUAUAUAGACAAAAUUAAAUAUUUAUAAAUGUCCCAUGGCUACCUGAUGCACUGUGUGUUUAUUCUUUUGUUUCUCUGGUAAACAGUUGUAAAGUUAUAGGUUUUGUAAAUCGCCUGUUUUUAUCCAUUAAAAAGAGAUUUUUGUUUCACUCAAAAAACAGAUUUAGGAAUUUACUUAAAAAUGAUGUCAACUG
Molecule: messenger RNA, 595 nt
Organism: Austrofundulus limnaeus
Lineage: Eukaryota; Metazoa; Chordata; Actinopteri; Cyprinodontiformes; Rivulidae
Product: cysteine-rich protein 1
Exons: 4
Coding region: 44-247 (67 amino acids)
Biological process (GO): regulation of gene expression; intrinsic apoptotic signaling pathway in response to DNA damage
Molecular function (GO): zinc ion binding
Source: RefSeq, a predicted model, not a curated record